This is a messenger RNA of Pyrgilauda ruficollis (rufous-necked snowfinch), 1907 nucleotides long. RefSeq names its product mitochondrial trans-2-enoyl-CoA reductase (gene MECR). Gene Ontology annotation, cellular component: mitochondrion. The transcript has 10 exons. The coding region runs from base 127 to 1299 and encodes 390 amino acids. NCBI's taxonomy places the organism in Eukaryota, Metazoa, Chordata, Aves, Passeriformes, Passeridae. Gene Ontology annotation, molecular function: trans-2-enoyl-CoA reductase (NADPH) activity. The record is from RefSeq and is a predicted model, not a curated record. Gene Ontology annotation, biological process: fatty acid metabolic process.
GCGGGGCCGCCCGGGGGCGGGGCCAACCCGAGCGUCAACGGCGGCAGCAGCGCCGGGCUCAGCCGGGCAGCGCCGAGAAGUGCCGAGUUCAGCCGAGCGGAGCCGAGUUCAGCCGAGCGGCGGCGAAUGCAGCGAGCGGUAGCGCGGGUGCUGCGCGGGGCGCGGACCCCGCAAAUGCUGACCUCCCUGGUUCGGACCCCCCAAAUGCUGACCCCCCUAGUUCGGACCUCCCAAGUGCUGACCCCCCUGGUUCGGACCCCCCCGGUGCGGGCGCGAUCGGCCACGGCGGGGACCCCUCCGCUCGGGCUGCUCUACGAGCGGCACGGGGAGCCCGCAGCCGUCGUGCAACUGAAGGAUCUGGAAGUGCCUAAGCUGGGGGACUGCGAUGUCCACGUCAAGAUGUUGGCAGCCCCCAUCAAUCCUGCCGACAUCAACAUGAUCCAAGGGACCUACGCCCUCCUGUCGCCGCUGCCAGCCGUGGGGGGGAACGAAGGUGUCGGGGAGGUGCUGGAGGUUGGGCGCCGUGUGACAGCUCUGAAACCUGGGGACUGGGUCAUCCCCGCGGACGCCGGGCUCGGGACGUGGCGGACGCGGGGAGUGUUCCCUGAGGAGAUGCUGCUGAAGGUGCCCAGUGACAUCCCUGUGCUCUGUGCUGCCACUCUGAGCGUCAACCCCUGCACGGCGUUCCGUCUGCUGGCUGACUUCGAAAGCCUGGCGCCCGGUGACUCUGUCAUCCAGAACGCCGCCAACAGUGGUGUGGGCCAGGCCGUCAUCCAGAUCGCCAGGGCCUCCGGCGUCAAGACCAUCAAUGUGGUGAGGGACAGACCUGAUCUCCCAAAACUGGUGGAGAGGCUGAUGGCCCUGGGUGCUGACCAUGUCGUCACAGAGGAGAUGCUGAGAAAGCCAGAGAUGAAAGAUAUAUUUAAGAGCAUCCCGAGGCCCCGGCUCGCCCUGAACUGUGUCGGAGGCAAAAGUACCACAGAGAUGCUGCGGCACCUGCAGCCCAAGGGGACCAUGGUCACCUACGGGGGGAUGGCAAAGCAGCCUGUGAUGGUGCCUGUGAGCGCCUUCAUCUUCCGCGACAUGCGGUUCCGUGGGUUCUGGAUGACGCAGUGGCGGAAGGACCACGCACAGGACCAGGAGAGCGUGGCUGCGAUGAUGGAUGCCCUGUGCCAGCUCAUCCGCAGGGGCCAGCUCACGGCGCCAGCCUGCACCGAGGUCCCGCUUCAGGACUACAGGGCAGCGCUGGAGGCCUCCAUGAAGCCCUUCGUGUCCUCCAAGCAGAUCCUCCUCCUCUGACCUGCAGCUCCUGGAGCCCUGUCCUGUUCCACAUGCUUGUCCACAGACUUGAGUGGGGAAAAGACCCUCCAGAUCCAUUGAAUUUCUUUUUUUUUUCCUUUGUUUAUCACAUUGUGGGUGCCCACUGAAAGCUUUAAAAGCCUCCGCAGCUUUGUGUGGAAGUGCUGCGGGAGGGAGGCUGCAUCUCACUGUGGCUGGGGUGAGUUUGGGAUCCCAAAUGAUGGCUCGCUCAGCUCAGGGUGUGAAAAGAGCAGCAGUUCCCCCUCAGAUGUGCUUUUUGGGGCUGGCAGGGCUGUAGUUAUCCCAGCUGGAAUGUGGGAUGGGCAGGGAAGCCCAAGUCAUCUCCCUGCAGCCCUGCUGCCUCCAAGUAGGAGGAGGAAGGGACAUUGACUGCCCCAAAUGGUGAGGGAUGCUGUGGUUGCAGUGGCCCUAGGUGCUGCUGCCGCUCCUGGAGGAGCCCUGGGUCACCCCUGGCUGGGUUUGGCCAAGGGCACUGCAAGGGCUGGGGCCAGACCCUCAGUGUCCCUGAAGGCCCUCCUGGCCGGGUGUGGAACAGUGACUGUGACACUGCAGAGCAUUGUGAAAAGAUUUAUUAUUGACAACAACCA